Molecule: messenger RNA, 128 nt
Organism: Ambispora leptoticha
Lineage: Eukaryota; Fungi; Glomeromycota; Glomeromycetes; Archaeosporales; Ambisporaceae
Source: the annotation of a GenBank genome assembly
AAACAAGAAUCUUGUAUAAUUUUCAAUUUGAAUAAUGAUAAUGAUGAAGGAUCCAGUAGAAAUGAAGAAAAUUUGAUUGAUCUGUUUUUAAAUUUAGAACAAGAUAUAAAAAAUAAUCAAAAAAAUGA